ACCAUUUAAUAAAAGUAGAAUUUGAUUUAUUUAGUCCGAAUGUUACACCCACUUUGGAAAAACAGCUCCAUGAUAAAUCCACACAUCUUCUGACUCACUGUGAGCAUUGUUACAUGAGAUCUAUUAGUUUAAAAUAAAAAUAAAUUCAUUCCAUCGUUUUGCAAUAUUGUUCCCACUGCUAUGUCGAUCUCAUCAUUCAUUCUUGGGAUGUGGGUGCUGCUGGCAAGGCUGGCAUUUAUUGCCCAUCCCUAAUUGCCUUUGAUACAGUGCUAGGUCUUCACUGAACUACUGCAGUCCGUGUGGUGAAGGUGCUGUUAGGAAGGAAGCGUCAGGAUUUUGAUCCAGUGACAAUGAGGGAUCGGCAAGAUAUGUCCCAGUUAGGAUGUCUAUGACUUGGAGGUGACGAAAUCCACAUGUGCUGGCUACCCCUGCCCUACUGGGUGAUGGAGGUCAUAAACUUGGGACACACCAUUGAAGAAGACUUGGUGAUGAUGCUGGGCAGCACGUUGGUCGCAGAGGAACUACUGAAGAACGGGGCGGAGCCCAAUGUCCAGGAUAAAUGGGGCUUCACUCCGGCACAUGAUGUGGCCCGGAAUGGUUUCCUGGAUACCAUGAUGGUCCUGACGAAAUACAAGGCGGACGUUAACAUCAGAGAUGCCACGGGCUGCCUGCCCAUACACCUGGCUGCCAAAGAGGGCUACUUGGACCUUGUCCAGUACCUGGCUCCAAAGUCAAGCAUCCUGCAAAAGAAUUCCAAUGGGCAAACCCCACUGGACCUCGCAAGGGCCUCCAACAGAACUGGAGUAGUGGCCUGGUUAGAGGAGCAGUUGCAAGCUAUGGAGAUCCAAACCCCACACUGAUUCAGGGCCUGUUAAGAGAUGCUGACAUUGCUUAUAAUUUACUUCGCUCAAUCCAUGGUCUUAGCCAUGCUGUGAAUCCUUCCUUUCCGCCAUAUCGGACUCCUACUUUGCACUGCUAAUUGUGGACCCAUUGUAUAAUGUUCCUUUUUUCGCCCCGAAAUCAUCCCUUUAGGUUUUGACCCACGGUGGCAACUCCUCCAAAAAAUGCUUGCUGGCCAGCAUCAGUUGAGCCAAGGGUGUUUCGCUUGUAUCGCUUUAAGAGCCCUGAGCACUGCACUGUGUCCUCUGCAGGAGAGCUCCAAAGCACAUUACACCUGUGCAGUUCCACUAAUUUACUAUCGCAUAAUACGAGGAAGUCCAAGGGACUUUUGAUGGAAGAGAAGUUUGGUCUACGGAAUACUCAGGAGCCGUCAAUUGGAUGUGGAGGUCUGCACUGAUUGAGGGGGUCUCUGAGGUUGAAUGGAGCUCACUGUUCAGCCUGGGAACACCUCCUGGAAGACAAAUGUCUCUAAAAGAGAAAUCUUCUGGAUUAGGGAGAUGAAGUCCCGGACUUCAUUAUUUUAAGUAAUGUGUGUUUACAAUGAUUUAACAUACUGUAAAAAAAAAAGCAAAGCGAAAUGAGUUGUACUGUACACAUUAAGUGACUUUGUGUUAUUUUCUCCCUUUAUUCUUACAAGGAAACAGCAGUUAAUGUAGCAGCGAAUUUCAGUCAUUGGUGCUUUAUUAAUUCCAUAUAUAUUUAAGCUUAUUUAUAUCUGAAGAUUAACUACCCUUCAUCCUGAAGGCAUAGCUUUAAAUGUCUUUUUUUUCCAAAAUGGGAACACACUUAAUCUCUUUUUAAAAAUGUGAAAUUCUUAGGUUCUCAAUUUGAAUGUUGUUCAACUGCAAGACCACUGGUUUUCAAUUUCCAUGGGAUAAAUAGGCAAAAUUGUGGAAUAUAAUCCACAAAGUACAGGUAAAGGUUCCUGAAUGUCUGGUAAUAACUUUGUUAAAAUCUAUUUUUAUCAUAAAGUAACAACCCUGCUUGUGCUGAAUUAUACAGGUACUGAUUAUAAUGCUCUAUAUGCUGCCAUAAUGACAUUGUCAUAGUAAAUGCUCUACUGAGUGAACAACAGUCCUACCAAUAUUUGUAGGCAGCUGCAAAUUGGUUAUAGAGUAUCCUUUGCAUUGGGAUAUUGAACAAGAUUUUCUUUAACAUUGAGUUAGUACAUAGUGUUCGUGUCACUGGGUGUGGUAGCUGAAUACAAAUAAAUGGAUAAAGUAGCUCAGCCAAUGAAUGCUUCUGUGAAAUUUUGGUAUUUCAACUUCCUUGUCCUUAGAAAACAACACUGAUUAGCAGUUCAAGUAUGUCUAAGAUUGCCAAUUUCCACCUUUACAUCAUUGCCCAACCCUGUCCCUGCCAGCUUUUCCGCUGCUGAAACCCUCAUCCAUAUCUUAUUACCUCUACACCUGAUUAUCCUAAUGCACUCGUAAUUGGCCUCAUACACUCUAACCUCCGUAAAUUUGAGGUUAUCCAAAACAUUGCUGUCCGUGUCCUUGCUCACACCAAGUCUCAUUCACUCAACACCUUGUGUUUAGGAACAUAGUGGCACUGGUAGGUCACUCAGCCCAUCAAGCCUGCUCUGCCAUUCAAUAUGAUCAUGGCUGAUCAUCCACUUCAAAGCCUUUUCCCCACACUAGCCCCAUAUUCCUUUACGUCAUUGGCAUUUAGAAAUCUGUCAAUCUCUGUUUUAAGCAUACUAAAUGAUUGAGCUUCCACAGCCCUCUGAGGUGGAGAAUUCCAAAGACUCUCAACCUUCUGAUUAAAAACAAUUCUCGUCACCUUGGUCCUAAGUGGUUUCUCCCUUAUUUUGUUCUAGACUCCCCGAAAGGAGGAAAGAUCUUACCCGUAUCCCUUUAAGUAUUUUGCAGGUUUCAAUGAGAUCACCACUCAUUCUUCAAAACUUUUUUGCUGACCUACUUUGGCUCCCAGUCAAGCAAUGCCUUGAUUUUAAAAUUUGCAUCCUAAUUUUCAAAUCCAUCCAUGACUUUGUCCCUCCCUACCUUUAAUCUCCUCCUGCCAAAAAUCCUCUGUGACAUUUGCACAGCUCUAAUUCUGGCUUUUUAACCAUCCUUGAUUUUAAUCGCUCCACCAUUGGUGGCCAUGAAUUCAGCUGCCUGGGACCCAAGCUCUGGAAUCUCCUUCCUAACCCUCUCAGCCUUUCUAUUUCUCUUUCUUCUUUUAAGGCCCCUCCUUAAAAUAUGCCUCUUUGGCCAUCUUCCCUAAUAUCUCCUGUGUGGCUCAGUGUCAAGUUUUGUUUCAUUAACUUCAUUUCUUCAAAGUGCCUUGGAACAUUUCAUUAGUUAAAUAAAAGUGAUGAUUAAAUUUCCCUUUGGUAGGCAAAAACAGAAAAUGUUAGAAAUAUUCAGUAGGUCAGGCAACAUCUGUGGAGAUAGAAAUAGAGUUAACAUUUUAGGUUGAUGAUCUUUUGUUAGAAGAGUGGUGCUGCAGAUAUAAGAAGCUUUGUCUAGAUGGUAGAAGUGUGCUACCAGUGAUGGUACUCCAAUAAGAUGUAUGGGAGAAACAAAAGUUAAUUUAACAGUUUAUUUUAAAGUUAUUUAUCCAUUCAGCUCCUACACUCAGAGGGACUUGGCAACUAGCUCCUUGCAGAGUAGGUGUAUUGCCUUUAACUGGGUUUUGGUUCUGAGGGUGCUGAAGAGGUGACCCAGAGGUUUUCAGUCAGGGAUUUCAGUCCCCGCUGAAUCAGAAUCAUAGAAUGGUUACAGCACAGAAGGAGGCCACUAGCCUGUCAUUACGUGAUUGCAACCAGGUUCAGCAAGAAGUAGGCAACGGUCCCUCAGGACUGAGAGAAAAACCAAAAUUAUAAUUUAAGAAAGGGAACAUCAAAAAAUAGAUGUAUAUUUAUUCUUGCUUUUUGUUCCAAAGAUUGAAUUCAAAUUUGCCAUUUUUUCCUUUUCUAGCAGUGAUAUAAUGAUGGACUGUGCAGUUUCUUUGUCCAUCUCUCCUCCCCUGCCCCUAUUCCUGUUUUUCCUCUGCCUUUUCCAAGCUUACCUCAUCCAUGAGAACCACAUCCUUCACCCUCAAUUUCCUCACCAUCCACGGAGCUCCUACUCCAAAUUUCUCUGUGUUGCACCUCCAUCAUUAGUGGGCCAACCUUCAGUCACUCCGACCCUGUCCUUCAGAGCUCCCGUUCUGAUUCUGCACUUCUCUAUCCAUCUUUAAAAGUUCUUCCUUAAAGCCCAUGUCUUUCAGCUAGCCUUUCUUUACGCAUCCUAAUCUCUUCCUUUCUGCUUCAAUGGUCAUUUACAUUGUACGCCCUUUUGGUGAAGUGCAUGGGGAUGUUUUUACAUUAAAAGUGCCGUGUAGACGCACUUUGUUGUUGAUAAAGAGUUUGUCGUUUUUAAACUGUUUGGAGUUUGCCUAGAAUACAAAGGUUUUUUUCACAUUUAAAAAACAUUACGUUGAGAAUGGUCAAAUGAGGUGUGGCACUGGCUGGAAAUUGUGGAAACCUGUCCCAGUUGGACUCCAGGCCUCAUGGAAAGUGGGGAAGAAUAAGGGACAAAACUCAAAACUAAGAUUGGGUUGGCAGGGGGUGGUGGGGAGGGGUGGGGAAUGUUUAAAGACUUUAUAGGUUGCUGGAUUGUAAUUUGGUUGAUGUUGCACAUAAUUAUAAUAUUUAUGACAUUUGUUGUUUGGUGGAUAUUAUACUUUUUUAAAAAUCUGCAAAUAAAUUAUAAAACAUUUUUUUGGAAAAUUCUAA
Carcharodon carcharias (great white shark) is the source of this 4621-nucleotide messenger RNA. RefSeq names its product cyclin-dependent kinase 4 inhibitor D-like. Lineage: Eukaryota; Metazoa; Chordata; Chondrichthyes; Lamniformes; Lamnidae. Gene Ontology annotation, biological process: regulation of cyclin-dependent protein serine/threonine kinase activity; negative regulation of cell population proliferation. Gene Ontology annotation, molecular function: protein kinase binding; cyclin-dependent protein serine/threonine kinase inhibitor activity. The transcript has 2 exons. The record is from RefSeq and is a predicted model, not a curated record. Gene Ontology annotation, cellular component: nucleus. Bases 414 to 860 code for a protein of 148 amino acids.